Candidozyma duobushaemuli is the source of this 6591-nucleotide messenger RNA. RefSeq lists its product as uncharacterized. The transcript is spliced from 2 exons. Bases 1 to 6591 code for a protein of 2196 amino acids. The record is from RefSeq and is a predicted model, not a curated record. NCBI's taxonomy places the organism in Eukaryota, Fungi, Ascomycota, Pichiomycetes, Serinales, Metschnikowiaceae.
AUGAAGAAAAACGGAAGGGCCCCCGUCCCCGGCCCAGACGACAGCUCCCUCCGGCAUAGACACCUGCAAUUGACAAAUACCCUGUAUCUAGAAUCGUCUGCCGACAGGCUCCCGAACCAGCCAGAUCCAGACCUGCUUGUGUCUUGGAUCGAUGGGUUGAAGAACAGAGUGGACGACACGCUUGAAAAGCAGCAGCAAGAGCUCCUGCAGCUACGUAUUUCUGUGAAGAAGGAGGAUUUGAAGGAGCGGUACCGCCACGAGGUUUUCCUGGCUCCAUUCGAUAAACUAGGUGAGCUUCUACAGCAACAAGGCGAUGGAAAAGAAGAAGUCAGAGGAGAUUCGCCGUAUCCUGAAGAACAACAGGCUGGUUCUGGUGAUGAGGAAAGUGAAGAAUUGUCAGAAGCCCUAGAAGAGGAGGACGAUGAUGAUAUCGUUGAGGUGCUUACUGAGGAAGAAGAGCAACAGCCUGAGGAAAGUGAAGAAGAGGAUGAGGAUGAGGGGGAGGAAGAAGAAGAGGACGAGCAUUCGGUCCACGAAAAUGCCCAUCACAGCGUUCCCCACGCUCUACAUCCCGAAUUGAGUCAGUUUGCUGAACAGGCUCUCGGUGCAGAAGAACCCUUUGAAGCCGAGGACUACUACGAAGAUGAAGUUGAUUUGGACAUGGAGGACCACGACGGCGAGUUUGAUGACGAGCUUGCUGAGGAAACUAAUAUGUUUGCUACGCCGAAGUACCAGCUUCGGGACGGCCGGCCUCGGCUUUCGGACUUCCCAGUUCAGCGAGAAGACGAGGACGAAUCUGAGGAAGAAUCUGAGGACGAAUCUGAGGCAGAAUCUGCUGAAAAUCAGGAACUUGAUCAAGCAAGCCCUGGCGACGAAGACGAUGGCAUCAUUGUUCUCUCCAGUGACGAGGAACAAAAACAGUCUGAAGCCGAACCAGAGGUACCUACCUUCCAGCCUGCCAACGAACCAGAGCAUUACAGUGAAGUUGAGGGAUCUGACGAUGCUGCUCAAGUAUCCGAACAGGAGUCUGAGCAGGAGUCUCGCUCUGAAAACUCGGAGGGCGAGUCAGAAGCUGAAUCUGGCAACGAGUCAGAUGGUGUUUCUGAAGCUGGUGGAAACGAGCAGACUGGCUUUGAAUCGGACGACGAGCCGGCCGAAGACGAUACCGUCGACUCUUCAAAAUACUUUGCUACUGCUAAUGAUUCCUUAGACAACAACCAUUUCGCUGGAAUUGCAUCAGAGGCAUUGACCGAGCACGUAUUGCUGGAUCUGAAACACCCCUUGGACCGUAUGCUAAGCGACUACCUUGCUGAUGUCGAAUCCGAUGGCGGUGCCUUUAAGCCUAGCAGCCAGACAACUGAACCCAUGCCGAUUUUCGAUCAUAAUCAAAUUGAGACCCCUGCUCCAGAGAAGUUCGAUUUGGGAACUCUGUCUGCUGACAAAAAGAGUGAAGAUCCUAGCGAGGGCUCAAUGGCUGAUGCCGACACAGACAAGGUCGAGGAAACUCAAGAAAGUGAUGUUCCCCCUCCCAUGCCCAGCAUUCCUGUUUUCCGAACCGUCACUCCAGACUCUCCCAACACUACACUUCAGCAACUCAAGGCCACAGAGAAGCGCUUUGGCAUCAAGCUUGACGCCGUCAAAGACCUUGAAGCUGAGCUUGGCUUGCCACAUUCUACAUCUUCUGAUAGUGAAUCUGAGCCAGAAAACUUCGUCGAUGCUCCAGCAUACCAGCCACUUGAACUCUCCAUUCAACCAGACAGCGAUGCAGAAGAGUCUGAGGAAAAAGCAGACGAUAAUGUGGAAGUCAACAUGGAAGAAGCACUCCAGUCGUUUAUAGAGGAAGUGCAACUGAAGGAUGACUCCAAGAACGAUCACGAUUUGCACAAUCUUGGUCAAUCCAUUGACAAUGUGUCCUCGCGUCUCGCCAAUGAAGCUGUUGAAGCCUACCUUAAGAACGUUAAAGAUCAUGAUGAACCUGAGGUAGACCCGAUGGAAGUUGACAAAGAGGAAGAGCAAACCAAUGAUCGGCAUCGUCUGCACGAUAAGAUUCCUAAAGUUACUGUCCAUACACUGGACGUCAGAAGCACAGAUACCCCAUCUGAUGACGAAAGCCAGGAGAACAACCGCACAAGACCUGGCUUCCAUCUGCUCAAGCUUGACAGUAGAGAUGGAAGCUUUCAGCAAGCCGACCAGCAUAACGACACAGACGACUCUUUGUCAUAUGUUUCCGCAAUUGAGACUGAAAAUUCAUCAACCCAGGCUUCACGUCAAGCUUCCUCCGUGAGCAUCCAGCUGGUCAACAACAAAGAAUUACCUUUUGAAGUUAUCAAGAAGGCACAAAAAGAUCCUCGUCAUAUUGUGCCCAUUUCUGUGGACCAGGAUGGUGAAAAGUACGAGAUGGCACCUUGUCCUGUCCCUGGUGGAUACAACGUUACGUUGAAGGAGGUCUCAUCUUUAGAUAACAAGGAGCCAUCUAUGGCUUCCCUGUCAAGUAUCAUCGUUCAUCCACCUCAGGAUUCUAUUGCUAGUGCUGCAAGUACAGCUACUUCAAUAACGAACAAUAAUGAUCAAGAAGGAAGGCACCUUUUCGGAGCUGCUUCUGCCCAUGCUGGCCAUGGCAAUAGCUCCGGUGAUGACAAAGAUACAGAUCGAGCUAACGCCAAUGCCUCUGCUGAAGCAGGCUCUCAUGGAAAGGACCACGAAGCUCAUGCAAUUGCAGAAGCAGAUGCAAACAAGUCUAAGGAUGGAGAAGCAACUGCCACUGCUGAAGCUGAAUCCAAAUCUGGAGAAGGUAAAGCUGAAGUGACUGCCAAAGCUGACGCUAAUUCUGGCGAUGGCAAAGCUCGUGCUAAGGCAAAUACAAAAUCCGAUGACCAAGGAUCCAGUGCAAAUGCAGAAGCUGAUAGUAAAUCAGAGAGUGAUAGCAGUCUGGCAAAGGCAAGUUCUGGUGCUCACUCCAAUGGUGAUGAUCUGCAUGCUCAAGCCUCUGCUGAAGCUCAGUCCAAGAAAGGAAAUGCUUCUGCUUCUGCUGAGGCCUCAAGCUCCAAGGAUACGAAAGGUGAAGCUUCCCAGAAACCUGAUGAUGAGAAGUCUCAAUCUUCGCCGCAAAAGAGGUAUAGUAUUCAGGGGGGCGACAAAGAACCUAAUUACUUCCCAAUCCACCAAUCUCAGAAAGAAAAGGCUGGAAGUGAUCCGUCUGAGCUGUCUUCCGAUAACUCAGCCAACGUCCAACACCAACAGAAUCCAGCUGACUAUCAAAACCAGCCUGAAGAAUCUGGUAUUGAAUCUGCAACGAUUGAUGAGGAAGCUUCUGAUGAUAUGAAGCCCCAUGGCGCGAUUGAAGUCGAUGGAGAAGCUUCGGAUGGAAUGGAAGGCUACGAAGAUGCGGAAUCUGGUGACCAACCAGACAUUCAACAAGGUGAUGCUGGAGGUGCGACAAGUCCCGAGCACGAGAAAGAAGAACCAGAGAUUGAGCAGGAUAUUAAAGCCAAUGUUAAUGCUGAGACACUCGCAGAUGUUGAGUCAGAAAACGAGAUGGCUGAUCUUGGGUCCGAGUCUGAGGAUGUCGCUGAAGAAGGACCAUUGAUUAUCGAGCCCGAGGUACCUGAACCCAGGUAUGUUGUCUACGAAAGCGGUACAGUUAUUGAGGGCGUACAGCCCGCCUCUCCGACAUACAUCGAGGAACCUGAAGUGGAGAGUACUAGUGAUGAGCAAAUAUCCGAGGCUGUCGAGGAUCUUGUCACAGAAAUCUUCGCCCAUCUUGAUGAUGAUGCUGAGUCUCCUUCUGAAGUGAUCGAACCUGAGGACACCGUUACUGGUGUCAUUGAGGUGUUCGAGGAAACUACGGAUGUGAUCAGACCCACGUUGGUUGAUGAGCUUGAGUCUAGCAGAAACACUCCUGAGCCAGUUGACACCACGGUUCUGGCUGAAGAGAUCGAGGAACACAGGGGUUUGAAGAGACGCGGAGCCUCCAUCUUGGCUGCUCCUGCGAAGAAGUUGAAGUCUGUUGCUGGAAAGCUCAACCCAUUGCAUUGGUUUACUUCCAGUGACAACUCUCGUCCAAGCUCUGCGGAAUCUAAUAUUUCUGUUCCCGAACUUGACGAGGUGGAGGAUGACAGCAUGUCUGAAGAUGCAUCAUACGAUGAAACGACCUCUGAUUAUCUGGAUGAUGCCUCUAUUGGUUCUGAUGUCGAAAGCGAAGGAACUGUUGAGUCGGCAGAGCAAGGUUCGACAGACAACGUCGUUCAAGAAAUCGAAAGCAAUCAUCCUGACGAUAGCGUUUCUUUACCUGCUGGCCUUGAAGCUAUCGAGCCUACCGCCAUCGAAGUCACUAAAGCUUCCUGCAAUGGUGAACCCCAAGAGGAAGAUGAGUCUCGUGAAGCAACUGACAGUGCUCCUGGUUUCAUUGAUCAAUUAGGCGACGCCAUUAUCGACGACGUUGCUGACAAAGAAACCGAGAAAGAAGAAGCAGACGAUGAAGUUUCUGAUGAAGCCACAAACGAAGUAGCCAAUGAGAUUGUCAAUGACGCUGUCUUGGAAGCUUCUGAGGAAGUAGCCAAGCAUGUGCUUGACGAGGCUGCUGAACCGGCCGAGGGCGACGAAAACGAGGAUGCUGCUGACGAUAUCGCUGAGCAGAUUGCAAAGCAAAUUGAUGAGGAAGUUGCUGACGACCUCAUUGAAAAAGCUGCAUCCAAUGCUGCGGAGGCAGAUGUUUUGGCUGAUGACGAAGAGGAAAUCGCCGAGAAUAUGGAGCAAGGAUCGGGCGGUGACAUCGAGAUAGAAGAAGCAGAUCCAAAGCCAAAUGUUGAUAUCGAUGAGUUCGAGGCUCCCACUGACACUGAGCAAGAAGCUGCUACUAUUCCCUCACCACCUAAAAAUUCUAGGCCUUGGAGCGCUGCCAGUCUAGAGUCCAUGAGCCAGCUUGAUGAUUCAGUUCCGGCUCUUCCCCAAUUCAAUCUCAUUAGACCAACUUUAGAACGCUUGGCUUCCGCCAAUGACGAAGAAACACCUGCUCCUGAAGUUGUUGAAACUAAGGUAGAGGAUGCGCCCGUGGAAGACAUUGAAGAGCCUAGAUCUCCCAAGAAAGAUCCAUCAUCGGUGUCAGAGAUUUUCAAGAUUCUUGAGGAAAAGAUCAACGAAAAGAUCGAGAAAAGUCAAGAGUCAAAGGAUGACCAAGCUCAAGAGUCAAAGGAUGAACAAGUUCAAGAGCCUAAAGAUGAGCAAGUUCAAGAGCCAAAAGAUGAGCAAGUUCAAGAAGCUAAGGAGGAGCAAAUCGAAGAGCCUAUGGAUGAGCUGCCGCUUGAGAAGGAAGAGAACAUCGAAGAGCCAGUUGCUUCCCCAGUCAAGAAAAGAGGUCGUGGUCGUCCUCGUAAGAAGCCAUUCGAGCGUGUGGUCAAGGAAGAAAAGCCCAAAAAGCAUGUCAAACCUGGACGUCCUCGCAAGCAGAAGAUCACUCAGGAGGAAAUUGACGCCGCAAAUGAUGGACCUAGACGUGUCACCAGCGGUCUGAGGAGAAAGGAUGAUGCUGAUGAAGAAGUUGCUCAAGAUGAAGAUGCUGCUGAGGAGAAUGUUCAACCCGAAGCUGAGCCUGCUGAACAAAAAGAAGAGGAAGUGCAAAGAGAAGAGGAAGCCAAUGAGGAUGAAAAGGUUUCUGAGCCAGUGAAGCCCCAGGAACCUGUUGAUGCCCCAGUUGAUAGCAAACAAGACACUGAAGCGGCAUCUGAAACGCAGCAGCCACCAGCUGAGCAGCCCUCAAGCAUUGCCCUGAGAGUGAGAAGAAGAGCAGCAGCAGCCAAGCAUGAUGACGAAGAUGUUGAGAAGGAUGCUGAGGUACCUCAACCAGCACCGGAGGCUCCUCCAUCUGAAGCUGCUGUUGAAAAGAAGCAAGAUACACCAGCAGAAGAAGCUGCUAGUGAAAAGGAACCUGAGCAGCCAGCUCAAGAGCCUGAAGCACCAGCUGCCGAACCUCCAAAACGUCGUACUCGUGGACGCAAGAAAAAGGCUAAGCAGCUGCCCAAGCCUGAACCUGAAGAAGAGCCUCCUUUGAAGACUGAGGCUAAGGAUGAGGAGCCUGCUGAGCCUGAACAAAAAGGCACUUUGCAGCCAGGGUUGGCCAAGAAGGUGAAAAAGGAAGAGGAUGCUGAGCCCAAAGUUCGUGCACCAAGAACUAGACGCUCUACCAGGCAACAAAAGCCUCAUGAAGAGCCCGUGCCCUCGUCUCCACCACACUCACCUAACCAUCUCGCUCCUGGUUUUGAACCUGAACAGCAUCUUUCACCAACAAAAAGACGUGGAUCCAGAAAAAUCCGUGCUGCUGCACAAUCGUCACCUACAGCUGAAUUCAGUCCUCCUAUGCCUAGGCUGAGAACGGCUUCAGGAAGCAAAUGGCAGCUCGACCUGUUAGACCACCCAGCGUUGAGAACUAGAUCCAAAUCUCCAAUCAAGCGUACGAUCCAGGAACUCUCGCUGGAUAUGGAGGAGGAGCAGCCCAAGCGCAGAAGACGUAACGUCAGAAAGCAUGUUCAAGAAGUCGAUGCAGAAGAAAAAGAAAGAGAGGAGGAAGGAAGAGGCAGACGCAGACGAAGGGACUAA